Molecule: messenger RNA, 2557 nt
Organism: Acomys russatus (golden spiny mouse)
Lineage: Eukaryota; Metazoa; Chordata; Mammalia; Rodentia; Muridae
Gene: Gramd1c
Product: GRAM domain containing 1C
Exons: 19
Coding region: 1-2163 (720 amino acids)
Biological process (GO): intracellular sterol transport
Cellular component (GO): endoplasmic reticulum membrane; plasma membrane; endoplasmic reticulum-plasma membrane contact site
Molecular function (GO): sterol binding; sterol transfer activity
Source: RefSeq, a predicted model, not a curated record
AUGGGGUCUGUCCUUUACCAGGCCAUCUGGUUAAGGGAGAAAGCAGUAGUCCUCCAGAGAGCUCUAACGCCAGUGUUGCUAGAUGCUGUUCAGAAAGUGUCCAAAUGCCUGCUGCUGCUGCUCGCUCAGGUGGACCCUAGUCGCUUCUCCAAAAGGCAGAAGAAAGCCUCAGAGAGGAAUGCCCCUUUGCCAGUAGUAAAUGGAGGGGACUCAAGCUUUACUACGGAGCUUCAGGAAGAGGCCGAGGAAAAUUCUAACCCUGCUGUGGAUGAGAAUAAUAUAGUAUCAGCCAAAAAACAGGGACCGAGCGCACAUAACUGGAGCGGUGACUGGAGCUUUUGGAUCUCGAGUUCCACCUACAAAGACAGGAAUGAGGAGUACAAACAGCAGUUCACACACCUGCCUGAGUCAGAGAAGCUGAUAGCAGAUUAUGCUUGCGCUCUUCAGAAGGAUAUCUUGCUUCAGGGGCGGCUGUACCUUUCGGAAAACUGGCUGUGUUUCCAUAGCAACAUCUUCAGAUGGGAAACUACAAUUUCUAUUGCUUUAAAGAAUAUAACCUUUAUGACCAAGGAGAAAACUGCUCGACUCAUCCCAAAUGCUAUCCAGAUCAUCACAGAGGGCGAAAAGUUUUUCUUUACAUCUUUCGGGGCCAGAGACAGAAGUUACCUGAGCAUAUUCAGGUUGUGGCAGAAUGUGUUGUUAGAUAAGAGCCUGACCAGACAGGAGUUCUGGCAACUGCUUCAGCAGAACUAUGGCACGGAGCUGGGCUUAAAUGCUGAAGAAAUGGAAAACUUGUCAUUAUCCAUUGAAGAAAAUGGGCAGCCAAGAAGUCCAGGAAGAAGCAGUGUGGACGAUGCUGGGGAAAGAGACGAAAAGUUCUCCAAGGCCAUCAGCGUUACACAGGAGUCAGUCAGCCGAGUGUCAGAAACAGAGUCACCGGAUGGGAACUCACAGAAAAGAGGAUUAGGAAAAGAGGAGUCCCAGGGUGAGAAACAUGUGAAAAAAAGUCCUUCACUAGCUUCAGGAAAGAGGCUAAGUCGGGUGCCCUCCAAAUCCCUGGACUUGAAUAAAAAUGAAUAUCUUUCUCUGGACAAAGGCGGCAGCACUUCAGAUUCUGUUGACGAAGAAAGUAUUCCUGAAAAAGACCUUCAAGGAAGACUUUAUAUCAACCGCGUCUUUCACAUCAGCGCUGAGAGAAUGUUUGAGUUGCUCUUCACUAGCUCACGUUUUAUGCAGAGAUUUGCUAAUUCUCGAAAUAUAAUAGAUGUGGUGUCUACCCCUUGGACAGUUGAGUCUGGAGGCGACCAGCUGAGAACCAUGACCUACAAAAUAGUCCUCAGUAACCCGCUUACUGGGAAAUGUACAGCUGCCACGGAGAAGCAGACACUGUAUAAAGAGAGUCGGGAAGCACAAUUUUAUUUGGUAGAUACAGAAGUGCUGACACAUGAUGUUCCCUACCAUGACUACUUCUAUACUUUGAAUAGAUACUGUAUUGUCAGAUCUGCAAAACAGAGAUGCAGGCUGAGAGUUUCCACAGACUUGAAAUACAGGAAACAACCAUGGGGACUUGUCAAGUCUUUAAUUGAGAAGAAUUCCUGGAGUUCACUGGAGAACUACUUCAAACAGCUUGAAUCAGACUUGUUAAUGGAAGAGUCUGUGUUAAGUCAAUCCAUUGAAGACCCUGGAAAACUUAGCAGCCUGCGACGGAGAAGGCGGGCCUUGAACCGAACAGCAGAAAUAGUUCCAAAGCUGCCUUCUCAGCGUUCUUCUACAGAUUCAGGCUUCGAGGCCAAAGUGGACAUUACAGGAAAGAGAAAGGCUGUGGCCAGCUGCGACAUGGCUCUCAUUGUGGUGACGAGUGUAUUUUUGCUGCUGCUUGUUCUGCUGAACGUGACUCUGUUUCUGAAGUUGUCAAAGAUAGAGCAUGCUGCUCAGUCCUUCUAUCGGCUUCACCUCCAAGAAGAGAAAUCUUUAAAUUUAGUGUCUGAUACGUUCUCAAGAACAGAACAUAUUCAAAAGAACAAAGAUGAGGCCCGCCGUUUGAAAGGAGUGCUCCAGGAUUCCAUAGCGAUGCUGGAACAGCUGAAGAGCUCACUUGUUAUGCUUCAGAAAACCUUUGACUUGCUAAAUAAGAACAAGACUGGGGUGGCUGUGGAGAGCUAGUGCUGAGAUGUGGAAAUCAGAGACACAACUGGGCCCAGAAGACAACAUCUGGAAGGAAAUGGCGAACGAAGACUGUCAUUGUCAUAAGGGCAUUUCUGAUAUUUUUAUUACUGGGAUUUUUACUAGGAAAAUCUUAUUUAAAUAACAUUUCCUUGAUGAUUAUUCUCCAAUAGCCUUACAACUCUUAUCUUUUCACUAUAUAUAUAUGUUUUUAAGCUGUGAACUUCUCCAGUGAACCAUGAAAUAUAUUUUAGAAUUGAAAUUCUCUGACACAAAAGGGGAAGGCAGUCACCCUGGGUACUGUGGCUUCUCUUCUGUAGUGAGGCCUUUUACCUAAUCCUUUAAAUUUAUGUUAGCAGAGUCUCUGUGUGCCCAGUGGGCUGUGCUCACAGCU